Propithecus coquereli (Coquerel's sifaka) is the source of this 916-nucleotide messenger RNA. RefSeq names its product mitochondrial methionyl-tRNA formyltransferase (gene MTFMT). Gene Ontology annotation, cellular component: mitochondrion. Gene Ontology annotation, molecular function: methionyl-tRNA formyltransferase activity. Gene Ontology annotation, biological process: conversion of methionyl-tRNA to N-formyl-methionyl-tRNA; biosynthetic process. The record is from RefSeq and is a predicted model, not a curated record. Lineage: Eukaryota; Metazoa; Chordata; Mammalia; Primates; Indriidae.
AUGAGGGUGCUGGUGCGGCGCUGCUGGGGGCCCCGGCUGGUCGGUGGCGCGGUGGACCGAAGGCCGAGUCCCCAGUGGCGACCGCUGGCCGGGCUCGGCGGGUCUGCCGGCGGGAAGGACGGCCGGGACGCCCGAGUCCGCGAGAAGCCGCCCUGGCGGGUGCUCUUCUUCGGCACGGACCAGUUCGCCCGCGAGGCGCUGCGGGCGCUGCAUGUCGCCAGGUACAGGGGCUGGGGCUUGAGGGGCCCGGCCGCUGAAGGCACCGAUGCCGCGCCGGUGCCGCCGCCCGCUGGGGUUUUGGACUCCUCGUCGCGGAAAGCAGCGGCGCUGGAGCGGCGUGGGCCCACAUCUCUGCGUCUGCGGGCGCCCGGAAGUGGCAUAUUGAAUGUCCAUCCCAGUUGCCUCCCGAGGUGGCGUGGUCCAGCCCCUAUAAUCCACACAGUGCUUCACGGAGACUCGGUUACUGGAGUAACUAUUAUGCAAAUUAGACCUAAAAGGGGAAAAAUUCCAUUGCAGACGCUCUGGAUGGAGAAUACCAUUAAACUUCUGGAUUUGGUAGAAGUUAACAGCCCAGUCCUUACUGAUCCAAUGUUAACAAGACAGGCUGUUAUUCCAGGAUCAGUAAUAUACCACAAGCAGUCACAGAUCCUGCUGGUUUAUUGCAAGGAUGGCUGGAUUGGUGUUCGAUCAGUGAUGCUUAAGAAAACACUAACAGCUACUGAUUUCUACAAUGGAUAUUUGCACCCCUGGUACCAAAAAAAUUCCCAAGCUCAACCAAGCCAAUGCAGAUUUCAGACUCUAUCAAAAAAGAAGCAGAAAAAAAAAAUUGUUGCUAUGCAACAGUGCAUUAAGUAGUUAGGAAGAAGAUGGACCUAUUACAUAUUUGUAAUUUAUUAAAAGCCUUAUUUACAAGGAA